Messenger RNA from Zootermopsis nevadensis, 470 nucleotides. The record is from RefSeq and is a predicted model, not a curated record. Lineage: Eukaryota; Metazoa; Arthropoda; Insecta; Blattodea; Termopsidae.
UUAGUUCAGCUGGUGUCAGUGGUUGUUCUGCAGCGGUUCCAAGUGCGUGUCUUUUGUUAGUGCUUGCAGCUGCUGAUAUUAUGGACGAACAGAGUCGCAUGAUGCACCCAGUUACCUCUCAAGUUGGAAUGAUGCCUCAAGGGUAUGGGAUGCAACCUGUGGAUCCGAACCAUGGGGGCCCAACGACUCCUGAUCAGGAAACCAGAAAGCAAGAUAUUGGGGAGAUUCUUCAACAAAUCAUGAACAUCACGGAUCAGUCCUUGGACGAGGCUCAAGCAAGAAAACACACUCUUAACUGCCACCGCAUGAAGCCAGCCCUUUUCAGCGUGCUGUGUGAAAUCAAGGAGAAAACAGGUGAGUUUUUGUACUUUCGAAGCCAUAGCUGCCGUGAUUUGGUUCUGACUUCGUUCCCGGUUUGGAGCAUGUUCACGGUAGUCCCUUGGGCCGUGCAGCGCAUUGUAAUGCGAUAA